Messenger RNA from Impatiens glandulifera, 1015 nucleotides. RefSeq lists its product as uncharacterized. NCBI's taxonomy places the organism in Eukaryota, Viridiplantae, Streptophyta, Magnoliopsida, Ericales, Balsaminaceae. The transcript is spliced from 6 exons. The coding region runs from base 219 to 803 and encodes 194 amino acids. The record is from RefSeq and is a predicted model, not a curated record.
GCCCACUCUUCUUCUCUCAUUUCUUUAUCUGUAAUUGUAUCCUCACAUUCAUGGCUUGAUCCUCCCUCCUUCCUCUCUUUUUAUUCGUUUUUCCAAAACCCAGGCUUCCUUUAUCUUCUUCUUCGAUCAGGAUUCAUACUUAUCUGUAAUUCAUUCAGUGUGGAGGAAUUGUGAAUUUUCCCAUUAGGUUUUGAGAGAAUUCAGGGUUACAUAGAAAAAUGGCGGAAAAUCCUAUGUCGGGAGAAGGUAUGGGUUCCUCUGUUCUGACUUCAUCAGGGGAGGAAGGAUAUGAAUUGGACAAAAAGGGUAUUCAGAACAUCACACUUUUGGAGGAAACAAACAGCUUCGUUCUUGAUAUGGAACCAUUCUAUCAACUUACCGAUAAAGAUAUGUCUACAAAUUCAAGAAUCACAUUGCAGAGAAAUCUUUCAAGAAAAUGGCAAGGGAGAUCAGUUGGGGAGAUGAAGACCAAUUCAACUGCAACUAACGAAAAGGACAACCCAUCUUCGCCAAGAGGUGGUGUAAGCACGCUAGGAAAGCCAAAUCCAAUGGGGACCACAGAGCAUCAUCAUCAACAUCAUCAGAUCACCAUUGUUACCGGAAAAAUUGGCAGCAGCAGCCCCACCACUGCAGAAAGCAGAUUAGUUGGCCGGAGAUCAAGUUUUAAGCGUUCUUGGAUCAUUGAUCCAAGGAGAAUUCUUCUCUUCUUUGCAUCCUUGUCAAGUAUGGGAUCUAUAUUGCUGAUCUACUUCACCCUUUCAAUGGGGAAGCUUAGUGGAGAGGAUAGCUUGAAGAAUUGGUAAUGGAGGAGAGAGAUGAACUAGAGAGAGAGAGAGAGAGAGAGAGAGAGAGAGAGUAUGUUGAGUAUGCAGAAAAAGAUAGAAAGUUUAGAAAAAUAUUUGAUCUCCAUGUUUGUAUUUCUAGCAUCAACAGAGCAUAUAUAGAGCACUUACAAUGACAAAUAUUCUGAGGAAUCUUUUGGUUUAAAUGAAUUGAUUUUUUUUUUUUUUUGUCU